Penicillium arizonense is the source of this 2601-nucleotide messenger RNA. RefSeq names its product MIF4G domain-containing protein. The transcript has 2 exons. The coding region runs from base 1 to 2601 and encodes 866 amino acids. Lineage: Eukaryota; Fungi; Ascomycota; Eurotiomycetes; Eurotiales; Aspergillaceae. The record is from RefSeq and is a predicted model, not a curated record. Gene Ontology annotation, biological process: ribosomal small subunit biogenesis. Gene Ontology annotation, molecular function: protein binding; RNA binding. Gene Ontology annotation, cellular component: nucleolus.
AUGCCGCGUGCUAGGCAUAACACGACUUCCUUGCCCCGGCAUCUACGAUCUGAGUUGGGAAUCCGCGAUACCUACGGUGAAAAGAAGCGUCGCCUUAACGGACCGGCCUCGCGGAAAGAACGUCGCCAAAAUGAGCGGACGCAGAAGAAAGGACGACAUGCAGCACCACAGAAUAAGAAAAACUUUCAGCGAUACGAACCGCCGGCUCGGGGCGAGGGUGAUGAGGAAGAGGAUCUCGACCUAGACUCGGACGAUGAAGGACGCAGUGCGCCACAGACGAAGCCGAAAUCUAAGGAAGCAGCCCAGAAGCCCAAGUCGAUUAUGAAGAAGACGCAAGCACCACAGGAACCCGAGUCCGAAUCCGAGUCUGAGUUGGAAAUAGACCUAGAUGAAGAUGAGGACGAAGACGAUGAAAGCGAAGACGCCUCCGAAGACGAGUCUGAAGAAGAUGUGCCGUCUGGGGCCCAUGUGCCUGCAGGCAUCAAGUCCAAGCUCGCGCAAGAUGAUGCCGAAAUCGCCGCAUUGGAAAAGAAGCUUGGCCUCAAGAAGGGCAAGACUUCUAAGGCAUUCGAGGAGGACGGGCUAGACGAUCUGCUAGGUGACCUUGGCGGUGGUGGCGACGGUUCAGAGGACGAGAAUCGCAAGCGCAAACGAGAAGCCGACGACUGGUUGCAGAGCAAGAGACAAAAGGCUAAAGCUUUGCAAGCACAAGCCGAGACAAAGGAUAACGAAGAGGACAGCGAAGAGGACGUUGACCUCGACGAGGGGAUCUUUGGGAGCGAGGACGACGAAGAGGCUGCUGAUGACAGUGACUUUGACGGGUUCGAUGACGAAGAGAAGAAAGAACCUAAGAAAAAAGAAAAUCCCUAUGUCGCUCCGGUCCCCAAACCUGAAGCGUCGGCCCAAAAAUACAUUCCACCUUCAUUGCGAGCGCGCGCCGAUCCAGAGAGUGAAUCUCUUACUCGACUGAAGCGCCAGGCACAGGGACAGCUGAACAAGUUGUCUGAGGCCAACAUGAUUUCGAUUGUCUCCGAGUUCGAAAAGCUUUACCGAGACUACCCACGCCAGCACGUCACUUCUACCUUGAUUGACUUACUCAUGGGCCUGAUCUGUGAAAGGGCUGCUCUAUCGGAUACUUUUCUCAUUCUACACGCCGGUUUCAUUGCAGCGUUAUACAAGCUUUUGGGCAUGGACUUUGGUGCAGAGAUUAUACAGAAGGUUGUUGAAACUCUUGAUGCCAAUGGUGAUGAGCGAGGAACGUUCCAAGGAAAGGAGACUGCCAACCUGAUGUCCCUUCUCUCGCAGCUCUACAACUUCCACGUCAUUGGCUCCGCAUUGAUGUUCGAUUAUAUUCGCAUUUACCUACAGGAAAUGACGGAAAACAACACCGAGCUCCUGCUCAAGGUUAUCCGGAAUUCCGGCCCUCAGCUCCGACAGGACGACCCAUCCUCGCUCAAGGAUAUUGUGCUACUCAUUCAGCCCGCAGUAGCAAAGGCCGGCGAGGCUAGCCUGUCCGUCCGAACAAAGUUCAUGAUCGACACUAUCACAGACCUGAAGAACAACCGCGUCAAGUCUUCAGCCGCAGCCGGCGCCAGUAUCGCCACAGAGCACAUUACGAAAAUGCGCAAGAUCCUGGGUUCCCUAAACAACUCCCGGGUGAUCCGUGCAUCCGAGCCCAUCAACAUCUCCCGCGACGAUAUCCACAACUCAGCGAAGAAAGGAAAGUGGUGGUUAGUCGGCGCAAGCUGGAAGGAAGACCCUCUCGUAACCGCCCAGCAAGAAAUUGCCGGUCUGCCAAUGAAUCACAGCCACGUCCAAGACGAUGAAAGUGAAGGUGAACCCGACUACGGCAACCUCGCCAGGGCUCAUCGCAUGAACACCGACAUUCGCCGAUCAAUCUUUGUCGCCAUCAUGUCCGCCACAGAUUUCCAAGACGCACACGUCCGGUUAAUGAAGCUCCGCCUGAAACGCGCUCAGGAAUUCGAGAUCCCUCGUGUCCUGCUGCACUGUGCCAUGGAGGAACAGGCACACAACCCAUACUAUACCCUCAUUGCCCGCCGUAUCUGCGGCGACAUGGGCCGACGCAUCAAGAUGUCCUUCAUGUUCGCCCUCUGGAACAUUUUCAAGCGAAUGGGCGAGCGAGGUGAUAUGGACGAAGAUGAAGACGAUAGCUUCGAUCCAGAUGACGAGGAGAACGGAGUCCCCAUGAAGGCUGUGGUCAACCUGGCCAAGAUGUACAGCAGCUUGAUUGCGGACGGCAGCUUGACGCUGGGCAUCCUGAAGACCCUCAAUUUUGCGUAUCUGCAGCCGAAGACUAAGACUUUCGUGGAGAUCUUGAUUAUUAGUCUCAUUCAGCAGUCCCAAAAGUCUAAGAAAAAGAAGAAGUCCAAGAGCUCCAAGGCGGAUGAAGCUCCCAAGGAUGAACAAGCCUUGAUGCAAAUUUUCUUGCGUGUUAAGGAGACACCGCAUAUCGGCAAGGGCUUGAUCUUCUUUGUUCGGAAGGUUGUUGCGAAGACUGAUAUUGUGUCUGAUGAGGAGAUGAAGCUGGUUCGGUGGGGCUGCGAUGUGGCUGUUGAUGCUCUCAAGGCUGUAUCGGAUUGA